Messenger RNA from Belonocnema kinseyi, 5815 nucleotides. It is a transcript of the gene ken, whose product is annotated as transcription factor Ken 2. Gene Ontology annotation, cellular component: nucleus. Gene Ontology annotation, biological process: regulation of transcription by RNA polymerase II. The transcript is spliced from 6 exons. Bases 2189 to 3631 code for a protein of 480 amino acids. NCBI's taxonomy places the organism in Eukaryota, Metazoa, Arthropoda, Insecta, Hymenoptera, Cynipidae. The record is from RefSeq and is a predicted model, not a curated record. Gene Ontology annotation, molecular function: DNA-binding transcription factor activity; protein binding; RNA polymerase II cis-regulatory region sequence-specific DNA binding.
GAGACACACCGCGGAGACCGGAAGAGACCCUCUCUCCCAGAAGACGUCUUCCAAGAGAGCCCGCCAAACUCUCUUUCCUAGUGAAAAUAUCUCUCACGAGACAUCUCCAGCGCGUGUGACUUUUAAUUCAUAAAUUCAAGAAUCACCAAUUUCUCAAAAUUUCUUAAGAAAUUCUUUUAAAAAAGUGUAGUGUUAUGCGUGGAACAACCCCUCUCUGAUCUCGUGACAGUGUCAGUUACCAAAAAAAGCGUUGUUAAAAAGUAAUCACAAACACGAGUGAUAGCAACUGCCAACUUUCCAAAAAGUGCCAGCUGCGAAAGAAAAUUGUCGCAAGGGAAAGCAAGGGUUUCAAAAUUCUGUCACAAGAGACCCAGUUUUUUAAAUUGUCAAUCAAUCAAAGUGAAGAUAAAGUUAUUCAAGUUUCUUUGCUUGAAAUAGGCAUUUUUGUCGAGAAAUUUUAGUCAAGAGGCACCGAAGCGAUAUUACUAGUGGCGGGAUAGUGUUGUGUAAGAGCUGAAAGUAAAAGUUGAAACCGCCGAGUUGGGCUUGAGCGCGAGCGCAUUAAAAUCCCGUGGAGCCAAAUAAUUCCAGGUUUCGCUUUCGCGAGUGUAUCUUAGUUGCCUUCUAAAAUUGUUAAACCGGAAGCUGAAAGAGAGGAAGUGUAAAAGAGAAGAGAAGGAGGAAUAUAAUAAAACAUAAGAGAAGAGGAGGAAGGAAGGAUGGAAGGUCUCGGUUGCGUAACGCGAACGUAACUCAACCUAAGAGGUUUUAAGUGACUGUCAAACCAUCCUUGAGGAAAGGUGUCGUUAACGAGCUGACUGUCACGGAUGAGAAAAGUGAUUAUGGGAAAUAAAGGAUUCGAGAGUAAAGAAGGACCCCCCAGGGCUACCUCCUUCCAGCUCUGAAAAAAGGAGAGAAAAUAAGAGACACCCUUAUAGGGUAUCCAUCCGCUAACUCCGAUUAAUAAUCGAGGUGAGAAAGAAAAGGAAGGGGAGGGAAGGAGGAGAGAGCAAGAAACAGGAGACUUUGGGGUCUCUAAUAUCUUCUACCUCUGGAAAAAGGAAAGAGAAAGAAGAGACACCCUUAUAGAGUCUCCAUCCUCUAACCCUAGGUGAGAAAGAAAAGGAAAAGAAGAAGCAGAGAAAAAAAAGCAGACUUGUUAGAAGGAAAGAGAAAGAAACACCUUAAUAGGGUCUCGAUCUAAUUCCGAUUACAAAAUCUCUGAGAGAAAGAAAAAAAAGGAGGUGGAAGAAGAAGAGGUGGUAAACGUGUGGAGAACGUGGAAGAGGCGGAGACGGAGGAAAGGGCCGGAAGUAGAUGUUUCAAGGUCUCUUGUAGCUUCCUCUCUUCACCUUGAGAUACACUAUUGAAGGAUCUUGAGUUUGAUAGUUUACUGUGGUCUGCUGGAAUUAAAAGUCUUAAAAAGGUUAGCGGAAUAAAAAAGGCGCGCGCGAAAGGAUAAGAGAAAGGAAUAGCCACCUUCGAGUCCUUGAGAGUUCCCAAGUAAAAGUGCCGUCGCCAGCCGGCUGACCCUGGAGUCCGGCCCCGGAGUUGGAAAAAAGUUUCUGCGUUGUAGUCGCGAUUGUGGCUUGGCAAAAGCCCUUUCUUUGGAUUGUCAUCCCGGAUUCUGUCAUUCUGAUUCUGUCAUUCCGGAUUUUCUCAUUCCGACUCAAGGACCAUUUCUCGAUCGGGAUGGAGGAAGGGACAGCUGUGAGGUGGAGCUGACAGAGUUUCUUCAUAUUUUCUGUUCUUUGAGUUCUUUCCUUUCUCUUUUCUCGCGAUACGAAUUAAGUUCGAGGGAGUUUAGCAUUCUGAAGGUGUGACUAUGUGGAGAACGUGUUUGUGAAGUGACAGUGCCUCCUGACCUACCUUUUUAUUUUUACCUUCUUCUUGCUUCGGGGAUUCCUUAAUACAAGUCCGCUCUUGCGGAGGUGAAGCGUGUGCAAACUCGGGUUUUUAAAUUUUUAAUUUCAAUGUUCGUCAAGUGUCGUCAUCACCGUUGUCAUCGUCGUCGUCGCCGUCAUCACGGAUCUCGGGUUGUUUUUGGUUUGCGACGUCCUCGGGUCGGAACGUCGAUAUGCGUCGAUUUUCCUCCAGAGAGUCCUAAGGAUAUUUUUACAACUCUCGGAAAGAUCUUCUAGGAUCAGUAUACGGAUUAUUAAACGAAAAGUAUCAAAACGGUGAGAUCAUGUAUCCUGACGGACUCUUGACACUUCAUUAUGGGAAACAUCCCGCAACAUUGGCUGCAGAGGUCGGGGCCUGGUACUCCGGGGACCGUCACGUGGACGUGACCCUCGCGUGUGACGAUGGGUCUGUUGUAAAGGCCCACCGAGUCGUCUUAGCCGCCGCUAGUCCCCUUUUGGCUAGUCUUCUUCGAGAUCCUACCAUGGAUCACGUGGUUCAUCUCUCCGGGGUCAGAAAGUCCCAACUGAGUCACCUGCUCGAGUUCCUUUACAAUGGAGAAGCCCUCAUACCGUCCACGGAGCUUACACCGUUGAGGGAACUUUUUGAGCUUCUACAAAUUAAGUCGGAGCUUUUCGAACCAAAUCAAUCACAAAGCUCGAAUAAUUCUGAUCCUGAAAGGUUACCUACCCCUCAACCCUCAGAUGGUCAAGAAAGCUCUAGUUAUGAGUCUCAGUAUGACAGCAGACAGUCGAAUAAUCCGGCAGACUGCUGUUCGGUCCUUAUAAAAACCGAAGGUUGUGAAGAGGAACCAGAUGUCGAUGUAGAAGGCGUCGAAGGAGAAACUAUUCUUUCAGAUCAUAGGGAAAGCAGUAUAGAACCUCCAAGGAGAAGGGAUAGUUCAGAUCCAGUAAAUCUUAGCCUUAAUUCUGGCACAUCAACAACCAGUGAGAGUUCACAUGAUGUUGUACACAGGCCAGAGAAACCGCUUCUGGAGAGGAGAGAGUCACUCGAAGAUACCGAAGAAAGGAGAAGACAGUUGGCGGCUCGACUGGCCCUUGGUCUCGAGACCGGAAAACGGAAACCGGAAGAGAUACCGAUUCCGCCAGCGGAAGCGUACGUCGUGACGCCGCAUCGAAAACGAAGACCUGGAUUUCACAACGCUCCUGCACAGAAUCCUGCGUUCGUCCCUUUCAAUCCGGGUUUCGAAACGCCACGGAGGUUGCAGGCUCCGCAUCCCCUCAGUGUAUCCGCACCACCUUACCUGCAGGACAGGUCAGUGACGCCGCCAGGCGCGUCCCAUCGACCGCCUUCGGCUGACCCAGCAUCCGCAGCUGGUCUGGAACCACCAUGGGGUGCUUGGACCCUCCCAGCGGCCAGAGCACCCCCCGCCCCACCCUCAGACGACCCGCCAAAAUCCACUCCGGUUCGCGAAUACAGGUGUACCUAUUGUGGCAAACAAUUCGGAAUGUCCUGGAACCUGAAAACCCACCUGCGAGUACACACAGGCGAAAAACCAUUCGCCUGCAGAUUGUGUGUCGCCAUGUUCAAGCAGAAAGCUCACCUGCUGAAGCACCUCUGUUCGGUGCACAGAGGGGUCAUCGCUGCUCCCGACAAUACCUUCACCUGUUGCUUCUGUUCCUUGAGUUUCGACAGCCUCCAGGAACUCAUCAGGCAUCUCUCAGGCCCUCACAAUAAUUUGCUGCUCAGCAAGAAUUUACACGAAUAGCAACAAGGUUGAAGACACUCCGGUGCAAGAGGGUCUCGGGACUCCAGAUUUCCACUAGUCAAGUACAAAAUUAAAUUUUUUUUCUUAGUUCAAAGAAUGCUCCUACGAAAUUUAUAGAAAAUACGAUUUUGGUCGUCUAAACUGAUGCUGGUUCCCUGGAUCAUUAUUUGUUUAAAGAAAUGAUGGUCGUCUAAACAAAUCACCACUCUGGUCGUUUAAACGACCGAAGAUUUUCUAAACUAACAAAAGUUGAUUGGCUAAAAAUAAUAUUACUCUGGUAGAUCAGACGAUUGGUGGUCUUAUAAAAAAGCGAUCGUCAUCCAACGACCGCUCAUCUUCUAAACUAAAAAUGGACGUCUAAACAAACCGUCAUUUUUGUUGUUGAAAAAUCAUUGGUCUUCUAAACAAAUGAUUGUCAUACAAUGACUGUUGGUCUACUCAAAUAAAAAUAGGCGUCUAAAAAAACAAAAUUUUUUAAUAAUACUAUUGGUCUUCUAAACAAACGAUCCUCAUAUAACGGCUGUUGGUCGAGUCAUCCAACGACCGCUCAACUUCUAAACUAAAAAUGGACGUCUAAAAAAAAAUUUUUUUUUUAUAAUACCAUUUGUCUUCUAAACAAACGAUCCUCAUAUAACGACUGUUGGUCUACUAAAAUAAAAAUAGACGUCUAAGCAAACUAUCAUUUUUUCAAAACACCAUUGAUCUUCUAAACAAACGAUCGUCAUCCAACGACCGUUUGUCUUCUAAACUAAAAAUAGACGUCUAAGCAAACCAUAAUUUUUUUAAAUAGCAUUGGAAUUUUAAGCAAACGAUCAUCAUCCAAUGAACGUUCAUCUUCUAAACUAAAAAUGGACGUCUAAAUAAACAAAAAUUUUUUUUUAUAAUACCAUUGGUCUUCUAAACAAACGAUCUUCAUAUAAAGACUGUUGGUCUACUAAAAUAAAAAUAGACGUCUGAACAAACCAUCAUUUUUUUAAAACACCAUUGAUCUUCUAAACAAACGAUCGUCAUCCAACGACCGUUUAUCUUCUAAUCUAAAAAUGGACGUCUAAGCAAACCAUAAUUUUUUCUGAAAUAGUAUUGGUCUUCGAAGCAAAGAAUCAUCGUCCAACGAAGGUUCAUCUUCUAAACUAAAAAUAGACGUCUAAACAAACCAUUAUUUUUUUGAAAGACCAUUGGUCUUCUAAACAACCAAUCGUUAUUAAACGACCGCCCAUCUUCUAAACUAAAAAUGGACGUCCAAACAAACAAAUUUUUUUAUAACACCAUUGGUCUUCUAAACAAACGAUCAUCAUAUAACGACUGUUGAUCUACUAAAAUAAAAAUAGACGUCUAAACAAACCAUCAUUUUUUUUAAACACCAUUGAUCUUCUAAACAAAUGAUCGUCAUCCAACGACCGCUUAUCUCCUAAUCUAAAAAUGGACGUCUAAGCAAACCAUCAUUUUUGUUGUUGAAAGAUCAUUGGUCUUCUAAACACAUGAUCGUCAUACAAUAACUGUUGGUUUACUAAAAUAAAAAUAGACGUCUAAACAAACCAUUAUUUUUUUGAAAGACCAUUGGUCUUCUAAACAACCAAUCGUUAUUCAACGACCGCCCAUCUUCUAAACUAAAAAUGGACGUCCAAACAAACAAAUUUUUUUAUAACACCAUUGGUCUUCUAAACAAACGAUCAUCAUAUAACGACUGUUGAUCUACUAAAAUAAAAAUAGACGUCUAAACAAACCAUCAUUUUUUUUAAACACCAUUGCUCUUCUAAACAAAUGAUCGACAUCCAACGACCGCUUAUCUUCUAAUCUAAAAAUGGACGUCUAAGCAAACCAUCAUUUUUGUUGUUGAAAGAUCAUUGGUCUUCUAAACACAUGAUCGUCAUGCAAUAACUGUUGGUUUACUAAAAUAAAAAUAGACGUCUAAACAAACCAUAAUUUUUUUGAAAGACCAUUGGUUUUCUAAAAAACCAACCGUUAUUAAACGACCGCUCAUCUUCUAAACUAAAAAUGGACGUCUAAAAAAAAAAUUUUUUUUUAUAAUACCAUUUGUCUUCUAAACAAACGAUCCUCAUAUAACGACUUUUGGUCUACUAAAAUAAAAAUAGACGUCUAAAAAAACCACUAUUCUGGUUGUUUGAAAGACCUUUGAUCAUCAAAAUAUUUUUUCUGGUUUUUUGAAUUAAAUUAAUUCCUCGA